AUGAGUGUUACUGUCGAGCAGGAGGCUUACGAGAUGCCAGCUGAUAAUAAAAAAGUUAUGCUAAAAAUCGACGACGUCCAUCUUCAUUCAAGCGGCGUUUUCAGCAACGUCUAUAAGGGAAUUCUUCGUGAACCAUAUGAAAAGAAGAUUGCCAUCAAAAAGAGUUGGCCAGAGAAAGGAGAACGAAACUUCGAAUUCAUUUUUCUGACUGGACGUGAACGGAGCAAACACAAGAAUGUUAUUCAGAUGAUUUUUGCAUUCAGUCACAACUAUGACACGAAGAUCUGUGAAUCGUAUGUAUUCGACUACAUGCCGAAUACUCUCGCUGAAGUAAUCCGUCAGAAACUGACUGAUAUUGAUAUUCGUCUCUACACGUGGCAAAUAUUUGCCGGAUUAAAAUAUCUGGAAGAGCAUAAAGUGGUCCAUCGAGACUUGAAACCGGUCAACAUUCUCGUUGACCACGACACUGCUUUUCUGAAAAUAAGUGAUUUCGGGUCGGCGAAGAUUAUUGUAAAAGGAAAAGCGAACAACUUUUAUCAAGUGACUCGCUUCUAUAGACCACCCGAAUUGCUUCAAAAAGCAAUGGAUUAUAAUGCAACUGUUGAUGUUUGGUCUGCGGGUUGUAUCAUGGCGGAGAUGAUCAAACGCCACGUGGUUUUCCCGGGAAGAGACAGUGCACAUCAGAUGAAGUUGUACUGCCGUUGCUUCGGAGCUCCAACUGAGCAAGAAAUCAAGGCGAUGAAAGGAGAACUAUUGGAUAAGGAUUUGUGGAAGUAUACAAGAGGAGCUGGAUUACAGAGACUUUGCACUGAAGUCACUCCUGAUCAACUCCAGUUCAUGAAACGUAUUCUCGUAUACACUCCGGACAAACGUCUUCGAGGAAAACCACUUCUUCAGGAUGACUUCUUCCGCCCACUCUUCCGUUCCGGAGCAGUUCGUCACAAUGGACAAAAGAUUUCAGAGGUGAUCACUGCGGCGGACUAUAAAAGGGCCACCGAAAACGAGGAUCCGACGGCAGGUCGACUUGCUCAACUUGCCACUAACUCUGAUAGCAAGGAUCAAGGGAUUCCGUACUGCGAGAAGAGUAACUCUUAUGAGAAUGUCACUGUCAGAAGAUCUACUCUGAUUCCGAAAGAACAAAAAAUGGCUCGUGAGAUGAAGUCAAAAGAAGACAAUUCUGAUGAUCGCCGUCCUGGAUCAAGUGAAGAUCGCAAAUCGGAGAAUGAAGCAAGAAAGAAGAGAUCGACUGAAAUGGCGUCGGCUGGAAAACGAAGUGAUAAGAACAACAACGGAGGAAAGAAAUCAAUGAUGCAAUCGUUGUUGCAACCAUUCUCUCGUCAUGAUAAAGAAUGA
Molecule: messenger RNA, 1353 nt
Organism: Caenorhabditis remanei
Lineage: Eukaryota; Metazoa; Nematoda; Chromadorea; Rhabditida; Rhabditidae
Exons: 7
Coding region: 1-1353 (450 amino acids)
Biological process (GO): signal transduction; protein phosphorylation; negative regulation of canonical Wnt signaling pathway
Cellular component (GO): axon; cytosol; cytoplasm
Molecular function (GO): ATP binding; protein serine/threonine kinase activity
Source: RefSeq, a predicted model, not a curated record